Molecule: messenger RNA, 1176 nt
Organism: Tarenaya hassleriana
Lineage: Eukaryota; Viridiplantae; Streptophyta; Magnoliopsida; Brassicales; Cleomaceae
Exons: 2
Coding region: 98-931 (277 amino acids)
Source: RefSeq, a predicted model, not a curated record
CGACACUUCCGUCUCUGUCGUCCCUGCAUCUCUCAUCACAUUAUCCUUCGGUGUUCGUCAUCUGGUUCGCGGAAUUUCCAGGUUUGAUUUGUACCUGAUGGGGAAAACCAACAAAGAGAACCACAAAGCGAAAACUUCGACUCCUCAUCCGCUGUUAUCUUGCUGUAAGAAAGUGGGAAAGAAAAGAGAUUCAGAGAAAGAAGACACGAAAGAUUCAAGCCAGAAAGAGUGGACGGGAUCAACCUGCCCGAUAUGUUUGGAGCGUCCGCACAAUGCAGUGCUUCUCCUCUGUUCAUCGUACCACAAGGGAUGCCGUCCUUACAUGUGUGCAACGGGCAGCCGUUUUUCCAAUUGCCUGGAGCAAUACAAGAAGACAUACAGUAAAGAAGAGAACACAGCCCGACCUGAACUUUGCUGCCCUCUUUGCCGUGGUCAAGUCAAAGGUUGGACCGUGGUGGAAAACGCCCGUCAGUACUUCAACUCCAAGAAGAGAGCUUGUAUGCAGGAAAGCUGUUCCUUUGUUGGAAGUUUCCGCAAGCUCAAGAAACACAUGAAGGAAAAGCACCCGCAUUCAUGUCCGAGGGCUGUCGACCCGGCUCUGGAAGCCAAAUGGAAGAAGCUGGAGAAUGAGAGAGACAGAAGAGACACGAUAAGCACGAUAAUGUCAUCGACACCAGGUGCAAUUGUGUUUGGAGAUUACGUGAUAGAGCCAUAUAACGACACUGCUUAUGGAGAAGACUACAAUUCCGAUGACGCUUUCAGUUUCUUGGAUCUGAAUCCAUGGCAGAGGCAACGACCCCGUCUCCGCUUCCUUGAUUUGGAAACAGACGACCUCGCCACCUCUUCUCGCUCUGUUCCUCUACCCAGCCCUUCUCUUCGCCAUUUGCUAUUUGCGAGGAGCCAAUUCAGUCGUAGAGGCAACCGAAGCUGAUACAACUGCCAAACAUUGUAGGAGCAGUGUAAAUGUGUAUCCAUUUCCCAUGUUGUUUCCUUGUAACUAUGGCAUUUGUUUUUCUCUGUUCUACAUUGCUCUGUGCUCUGGCAUCAUAUCAUAUGAUCUCUCUUCUUCCUUCUUAUGUAUGCAUUUGUGUAGUUUCCUUCCUGAAACUUUGUUAAAACAGAAGAAAAAAAGCUUCAUUUCGGAUUAGGAAAAAGCUAUUUAUACUCCUUGGAAGA